Bradysia coprophila is the source of this 4362-nucleotide messenger RNA. Its product is annotated as 5-oxoprolinase. Gene Ontology annotation, molecular function: 5-oxoprolinase (ATP-hydrolyzing) activity. The record is from RefSeq and is a predicted model, not a curated record. Gene Ontology annotation, cellular component: cytosol. Gene Ontology annotation, biological process: glutathione metabolic process. Lineage: Eukaryota; Metazoa; Arthropoda; Insecta; Diptera; Sciaridae.
AACUUGUUGCAUUCCAUUCUAUUCGUUCUGUCAGGUUUUAUUUGUGAAAAAGUGAUCGAGAAAAACACACACAAAACCGUCUCGUAAUUGUCUUACAUAAACAAUAAAUUGUGCGAGUCGUAUCUCUAGAGAUAAGCCGAUAUUGUACGAGAUAAGCUUCCAUCUGUCUCAGCAAUAGAGUUAAAAUUAGUGCAAUCAUCGUCAACCUUACCGUGGUCAUUCUUACUAGUCAAUUAACUCAAUUAACCUAACGACAAUGUCAUCCAACAAAUUCUUAUUUGCCAUUGAUCGUGGCGGCACAUUCACUGAUGUACUAUGUGUUUGUCCGAAUGGAAAAAUUCGCACACUGAAGUUACUAUCUGAGGACCCGGACAGAUAUCCCGAUGCGCCUAGAGAAGGAAUUCGACGAAUAUUGGCAUCGGAAUUGCAAAACAACUCAACGGUCCACGAUUUGGUCGAAACCGAUCGGAUCGGAUGGAUUCGUAUGGGAACGACUGUUGCUACUAAUGCAUUGUUGGAGCGUGCUGGUGAUCCGGUUGCAUUGGUUGUGAAUAAAGGUUUCAAGGAUCUGUUGUACAUUGGCAAUCAAGCUCGUCCCAAGAUAUUUGACUUGGAUAUCAAAAAACCGUCGAAUCUGUACAAGCAUGUCGUCGAAGCGGAUUGCAGAAUAGUACCGGCCCAGGAAAAUGUAUGCAUGUUAGAACGCCAGUGGAACGUCCUCACUGGUGUAUCGAACUCCAAAUACCUAGAAAUGCGUCCAGUUGAUCCGGUCACGAUCAAGCAACAAUUGCUGGACGUAUUUCAAAAAGGAAUAACUUCAUUGGCAGUGGUGCUGAACCAUAGUUACGCCUGUCCGGAUCAUGAAAUUCAAAUAGGUGAAAUUGCUAGCAGCAUUGGCUUCAGUCACAUCACCCUAUCCCAUCAGGCAAUGCCGAUGUUACGAGUUGUGGCUAGAGGUUAUACAGCUUGCGCUGAGGCGUAUUUAACACCACACGUCGAACGGUAUUUAGCGAGUUUUACGGCUGGAUUUCAGAACAAAUUGGCCGGAGUCGAUGUUCUUUUCAUGCAAAGCGACGGUGGUCUGACGAAAAUGGAAAGUUUUCGAGGAGCCAGGGCAAUAUUGAGUGGACCGGCUGGAGGAGUAGUCGGUUAUGCCAUUACCGGCCGGCAAGAGACCGACAUGCCGAUUAUUGGAUUCGAUAUGGGUGGCACAUCGACCGAUGUUAGUCGAUAUGCGGAUAAAUACGAACAUGUUGUGGAGAGUACUACUGCAGGUGUGACGAUCCAGGCUCCGCAGUUGGACAUCAACACUGUUGCUGCUGGCGGAGGAUCCAUGCUAUUUUUUCGCAGUGGUCUUUUUGUGGUUGGGCCAGAAUCGGCUGGAGCCCAUCCUGGACCAACGUGCUACAAAAAAGGAGGACCACUAACAGUAACCGAUGCAAAUUUAAUACUCGGUCGUUUACUGCCCGAUUAUUUCCCGAAAAUUUUUGGCGUAACCGAAAAGGAGCCAUUGGACUUGGCAGCAACGCGAGUAAAAUUUGAGUCACUGAGGAAUGACAUCAACAAAUAUUUGAUUGAAAGCGGGGAACGUGAGAAUGAACUCUCGUUGGAAGAAGUAGCGGUGGGUUUCAUACGAGUGGCUAACGAAGCAAUGUGUCGACCGAUAAGAGCGUUAACCCAGAGCAGAGGAUAUGAUACAUCUCGUCAUGCACUGGCAUGUUUUGGGGGUGCUGGAGGACAGCACGCAUGCCAAAUCGCAAGAGAAUUGGGAAUGUCCAAAGUAUUGGUGCACAAAUAUGCUGGUAUUUUGUCUGCAUACGGUAUGGCUCUGGCUGAUGUGGUACACGAAUCACAAGAGCCAUGUGGUCUGGCAUUGACCGAAGGGAAUGCAUCGACUAUUGCAAGCAGAUUGGAUUUUCUCUGCAAACAAUCUCGUGACAAACUCACCACACAGGGUUUUGACAAUGAGCAUAUUGUACUCGAACCAUAUCUGCAUCUACGCUACGAAGGAACCGAUUGUGCGUUAAUGUGUACGCCUUCGUUAACCGUCGGAGCUGAUGCACUAUGCGUUUCAAUUGGUUCCUAUGGCGAUUUUUAUUCAACUUUCGUGGAGCGAUACCGGAACGAGUUUGGAUUUGUUAUUGCUGGGAGAUCUGUGGUUGUUGAUGACAUUAGAGUUCGCGGAUCAGGCAAAACAGCAACACCAAGUGAGGUCGAUGCUGAAACGGCAAGUGGCGAUGCUGUACCGGAAACACAGACACGCGUUUAUUUCGAUGGUGGUUAUCAAAACACGCCCGUUUACUUGUGCUCUAAACUAGGAGCAGGUCACAACAUUCAUGGACCAGCCAUUUUAAUCGACAAUCUUUCCACGAUUUUGAUCGAACCGAAUUCCAGUUGUCUGGUCACCAAAAAGGGAGAUUUGGUUAUAACUGUUGGAUCUGGUCAUCGGUUGGAAAUAGACGAUCGAUUGGAUGCGGUGCAGUUAAGCAUUUUCAGUCAUCGGUUUAUGAGCAUUGCCGAGCAAAUGGGACGAAUCCUGCAACGAACGUCCAUUUCAACUAACAUCAAAGAACGUCUCGAUUUUUCCUGUGCAUUAUUCGGUCCGGAUGGUGGCCUGGUUUCAAAUGCACCGCACAUUCCAGUUCAUUUAGGAGCUAUGCAAGAAACGGUACAAUUUCAGCUGAAAUUCAGGGGAGACAGUUUAAAGCCUGGUGAUGUAUUAUUGUCGAAUCAUCCUCAGGCAGGUGGUUCACAUUUGCCUGAUUUAACAGUCAUUACACCAGUCUUUCACAAGCAUACCGAGAAGCCAGUUUUCUUCGUUGCCUCUCGAGGUCAUCAUGCUGAUAUCGGAGGAAUAUCGCCCGGUUCCAUGCCGCCGCAUUCAACGUCUUUGCUACAAGAAGGUGCAGCAUUUAAAUCUUUCUUGCUGGUGGAAUCGGGCACCUUUCGAGAAACCGAAAUUACGAAAGAGCUAACAACUCCAACCGAUGCGGCUGGAGCGACGGGAACGCGUAAUCUAGCGGACAAUCUAUCGGAUUUGAAAGCUCAAGUGGCAGCCAAUCAAAAAGGUAUCCAAUUGGUGUCAGAACUGAUUGACACAUACGGAUUGAAAGUGGUGCAGGCGUACAUGGACUACAUUCAGAAGAAUGCGGAAGUGGCAGUUCGAGAUAUGCUUAAAGAAAUUGCAAAGGCGACUAGGAAGAGAACUGGUCAGUCGAUACUACACGCACAACAGUUCAUGGACGAUGGUUCUCCCAUCAAACUCAAAAUUACGAUCGAUGAAACCGUUGGCUCAGCUCUAUGCGACUUUACGGGCAGUGGUUGCGAAGUAUGGGGCAAUUGUAAUGCACCACGUGCCAUAACGAUGUCAGCAUUAAUUUACUGUCUAAGGUGCAUGGUCGGACAUGACGUUCCACUAAAUCAAGGUUGCCUAGCUCCGAUCCAAGUCAUCAUUCCGACCAAUUCACUUCUAGAUCCAUCUGAAAAUGCGGCUGUAGUUGGGGGAAAUGUCUUAACAUCACAGCGUGUGGUCGACACCAUCUUGGAAGCAUUUCAAGUUUGCGCCGCUUCACAAGGAUGUAUGAACAACAUCACCAUUGGAGAUUCACAAUUUGGAUAUUACGAAACAGUGGCUGGCGGUAGUGGAGCGGGUCCGACAUGGCAUGGUACUAGCGGAGUGCACACUCACAUGACCAAUACUCGAAUAACCGAUCCUGAAAUAUUAGAAUUGCGAUACCCCAUGAUUCUGAACAAAUUUUGUUUGAGGGACGACAAUUCCGGUGGCAAAGGUCAAUUCAAUGGCGGCGAAGGUGUUCACAGAGAACUGUUGUUCCGGAAACCGGUUACCGUGUCUGUGUUAACCGAGCGUCGUGUCUUACAAGCUUAUGGGAUGGCUGGUGGACAGUCAGGAAAAUGUGGCCUGAAUUUAUUGAUCAAAAGGGACGGUCGUGUGAUCAAUCUUGGCGGAAAGACGGCUAUGGACGUACAGGCCGGCGAUAUGUUUUCUAUGAAGACGCCUGGAGGUGGCGGUUAUGGUAAUGAAGACAAUGAUGAUAGAACUCAUAAGGAGGAAAAUCCAGCACGAACGUUUGCCGAACGGGGUAGUGUGUUCGAAUAUAGGAGUGCACAGGAGUCCGUUUAAUUUACAGUUUGAAUUUUGUUAUUGUCGGGUCGGGUUUAUUUAACUGGAAAUGUUUCUGUUCCGGAAAUUAUCGCUUACCGCUUUAGUUGGCUCGCCAGUAUGGAAAUUUUUAACUCUAAAUUCUAAUUGUUGUGAACGUCAACAUUUCCAUUCAUCUGCUACCGAUAGCUAUCGAUCUAACUAAUGCGGUUUUAUAAAAGAAAAAGCAUGUUCAAAUAUGU